Helianthus annuus (common sunflower) is the source of this 1984-nucleotide messenger RNA. Its product is annotated as protein FAR1-RELATED SEQUENCE 5-like. Bases 437 to 1984 code for a protein of 515 amino acids. Gene Ontology annotation, biological process: regulation of DNA-templated transcription. The transcript is spliced from 4 exons. The record is from RefSeq and is a predicted model, not a curated record. Lineage: Eukaryota; Viridiplantae; Streptophyta; Magnoliopsida; Asterales; Asteraceae.
GCUGAAAAAGUCCGAGGAAGGUGCUUUUGACAUCGAGGAAGACGAGAACGAAAUCGAGAAAGGUGUUACACACUUCGAGGAAAGUGAUCAAGACGAGGAAGAUGGUGGUGGCUGGGACGAUGGUGGUGGCUGGGACGAUGGUGGUGGCUGGGACGAUGGUGGUGGCGGGGACGAUGGUGGUGAAAAGGACGAUGGUGCUAAUGACCCAAAAAAACAAGGAAAGGUAUUUGCGACACUUCACGAGUUAAAGAAUUGGGCUUACAAAACAGAAAUUGCGAAAGGUUACGUCAUUGUGACCCAACGAACGGUAACAAAAGGUGAAGAUUCGUCAGCAAGGACAGUGAAGAUAUGGUUGCAAUGCGACCGUGGAGGCACAUGCAAAAGUAAAGCAACAGUUCGGCGUUCUGGUAGCAAGAAGAUUGGGUGUCCUUUUAAAAUGAUAGGGAAACUAGACGCAAGUAGUGGCAAUUGGAGCUUAGUGGUGAAGCAAAAGGAUCAUAACCAUGAGCCUGCGGUAUUUCUCGAGGGUCACGCGUUUGCAAGAAGGUUGACCCCAGACGAAGAAUUAUUGGUAGAGAGACUUUAUAUUCAAAACAUGGAGCCUACGAACAUACAUUUAACCAUAAGAAAACAAAACCCACAGAGCGUGUGCAUUCUACGAGACAUACAAAACGUGAUAAAAAAGAUUAAAGUCAAAAUGUACGGUGAUCGGACUCCAAUGCAGAUAUUGGAGCAAAUGUUGCAUGAAGGAAGGUAUGUUUACCACACCCGGGUGAAUCCCGAAACAAAUGCGGUCGAGGAGGUUUUUUUUGUUCAUCGGUACUCGUACGAUAUGUGGCGUGCUUUCCCACAUGUGUUGAUGAUUGAUACCACUUACAAAACUAAUGAGUAUAGACUUCCGUUUGUUCAAAUUGUGGGUGUGACAUCGACACACAAGUCGUUUUGUGUCGCUCAUGCUUUUAUCUCUAAAGAAAAACAGGAUAACUUCUUGUGGGUCCUACAGAACCUCAAAGGAUUGUUGGAAGAGGGUAUGGAACCGCGCGUGAUAGUAACAGAUUGCGAUAAAGCUUUGAUGAAUGCUUGCGAUAAACUAUUCCCAAAAGCAUCCAAAUUGCUAUGUCGGUGGCACAUCUCACAAAAUAUUCUAAAACACACCAAGGCAAAAUUUGCAACGGCUGAAGAAUGGAAAAUAUUCAAGCUUUCUUGGUCUCGAUUGUGUAAUUCUCCCACUGAGACGCUAUACAAUUAUAACUUUGAGCGGCUAUUUACGCGACUGACUGACGACCAUAGAUCAGGAGUUUUGGACUAUUUGUAUACUGUCUGGCUACUACCCUAUAAAGAAAAGUUUGUUACAGCCUGGACUAACACAAGCCCUAACUUUGGUCAACAUACAACCAACAGAGUUGAAAGCCAACAUGCUAAGUUUAAGAGAUACCUUAAGGGGCCAAAUAGCUCGCUCCAUAGACUUGUGUGGCUUGUUGACAAAGUUGUAGAGUCACAACGCAUACAAAUAAACCUCACUUUUCAGGAUAGCCGGUCCUUGAAAAUGGGGGACCACAUGAUAUCAUUCUUUGAUAACCUACGUGGUAAUGUUUCCCUGAAAGCACUAGAUUUGUUGCUUGUGGAGAAGAAAAAGAUACGUACGUUGCUCGCAGCAGGGGGGACUUGUGGUCAUGUGCUUUUUACGAGUUGUGGGUUGCCAUGUGCUUGUCAGAUGGAGUGGUGGGAAAAUACAAAUUGCAAAAUUCCUCUUGCCGCCGUAGACAAAUUCUGGACAAAACUAGAUUUCAAUGCUGAAGAACUUAAGGAAGACGAUAAUAAUCUUCGGGAGGAAAUGGACAGAGUCAUGCAACAACUGAAGGCGCAACCACCGAUAGUGUUAAAAAGUAUGUUGUCGAAGAUAAAGGAGGUGGUGAAUCCAAGUAUGACUGACCAUCAACCGCCUGAGGUACAACAAGAUACUCGGGGGGCGCCCAACCUCUAA